Molecule: messenger RNA, 3251 nt
Organism: Rhododendron vialii
Lineage: Eukaryota; Viridiplantae; Streptophyta; Magnoliopsida; Ericales; Ericaceae
Product: importin subunit beta-1
Exons: 3
Coding region: 315-2942 (875 amino acids)
Biological process (GO): protein import into nucleus
Cellular component (GO): nucleus; cytoplasm
Molecular function (GO): nuclear import signal receptor activity; small GTPase binding
Source: RefSeq, a predicted model, not a curated record
GGCACGCUCUCGGGCAGCCAUAUAUUUGCUGCCCGUUGGUUUGUCACUCCUCAAUCCCUCUCCUCCCGCUUCUUCAACCCAUUCGAAAUACACAUAUUUGUAUCUCUAUACAUACAUCAUCUAUAUCUCGUUAUAUAUAUACGACUUAGAAUCAAGCCCCCCGUCUCUCUCACUUGCAAUUUGUUUUCAUCUCAAGCAACCAGAUAGAGUGAGAGAGUAUAUUUAUAGAGAGAGAGAGAGAGGGAAAAACCCUAAUUCCUCUAUUUCUCGUUCGAAGUGUGUGGGGUCAGUCAGAUUCUCGCUUGAGGAACAAAAUGGCUCUGGAAAUCACCCAAUUUCUUUUGUCUGCUCAAUCAGCUGAUCAAAAGGUCCGAACUGAGGCAGAGGGUAAUCUCAGGCAGUUCCAAGAGCAGAACCUGCCAUCUUUUCUUCUAUCUCUGUCAGUUGAGCUCUCAAACAAUGACAAACCACUAGAGUCCCGAAGAUUGGCUGGUAUUGUGCUUAAAAAUUCAUUAGAUGCUAAAGAUGCUGCUAGGAAGCAACAACUCUUACAACAGUGGGUAGCAAUUGAUAUUUCAGUCAAAUCGAAAAUCAAGGAGAUGCUCUUGAGCACUCUUGGAUCUUCAGCUACCGAGGCAAGGCAAAUUUCUGCUCAAGUAAUUGCAAAAAUUGCUUCUAUUGAAAUCCCUCGAAAGGAGUGGCCUGAACUCAUUAGAUUGUUGCUCUUCAAUAUGACACAACAAGAUAGGCCGGCUUCAUUGAAACAAGCGACCUUGGAAGCACUAGGAUAUGUGUGUGAGGAGAUAUCUCACCAAGACCUUGUGCAAGAUGAAGUCAACUCUGUUCUCACUGCUGUAGUCCAAGGCAUGAACGUAACGGAGUACAGCCCUGAAGUCCGCCUUGCCGCAACUAAGGCUCUUUAUAAUGCUCUAGAUUUUGCACAGACCAACUUCGAAAAUGAGAUGGAGCGUAAUUACAUUAUGAAGGUUGUCUGUGAGACAACUGUGGCCAAAGAACCUGAGAUUAGACAAGCUGCUUUUGAAUGUCUUGUCUCUAUAGCAUCAACUUAUUAUGAGGUUCUCGAACCAUACAUGCAAACAAUCUUUGAGCUUACAUCAAAGGCAGUUAAAGGGGAUGAAGAAGUCGUUGCCCUUCAAGCGAUUGAGUUUUGGAGCUCUAUUUGCGAUGAAGAGAUAGAACUUCAAGAGUUUGAGGAAGUUGAUGGUGGGGAUUCUGGAACUUCACAUUCCCACUUCAUUGAGAAGGCUCUGCCAUCUUUAGUUCCUAUGUUGCUAGAGACUUUACUAAAGCAGGAAGAGGAUCAGGAUCAAGAUGAUACUACUUGGAAUGUGUCCAUGGCCGGCGGGACAUGUCUAGGUCUUGUUGCUAGGACUGUUGGUGAUGCUAUUGUUCCCCUUGUAAUGCCGUUUGUGCAGGCUAACAUAUCAAAGGGUGAUUGGCGAUCCCGUGAGGCUGCUACUUAUGCCUUUGGCUCAAUCCUUGAAGGGCCAGGUGUUGAGAAGCUUGCCCCCAUGGUCCAUGCAGGCUUGGAAUUCCUACUUAAUGCGAUGAAAGAUGAGAACAGCCAUGUGAAAGAUACAACUGCAUGGACGCUUAGCCGUAUUUUUGAGUUAUUGCACUCUCCAUCUAAUGGAUUUUCUGUGAUUUCUCCGGCAAACCUCCAGCGGGUUUUGGGGGUUUUGUUGGAGAGCAUUAAAGAUGCUCCCCAUGUUGCUGAGAAGGUUUGUGGGGCCAUCUACUACCUUGCCCAGGGUUAUGAGGAUGCUGGUGGCCCUACCUCCUCUCCUCUCACACCAUAUCUUCCGGACAUCAUAACCUGUCUUCUCGCGACUGCUGAUCGCAGUGACGGUAGCGACUCUAAGCUCAGGGCUUCUGCUUACGAAACCUUGAACGAGGUGGUUAGGUGUUCAAAUCUUAAGGAAACGUCUCACAUCAUUACACAACUACUCCCUCUCAUCAUGAAUAAGUUGGCACAGACUGUUGAGUUCCAAAUUGUAUCCACCGAUGACAGGGAGAGGCAAGGAGAUUUGCAAGCUCUUCUUUGUGGUGUCCUCCAGGUUAUUAUCCAGAAGCUUAGCAGUGCUGAUGAGACUAAGGCUGUAAUACUUCAAGCUGCCGAUCAAAUCAUGGUAUUGUUCCUCAAGGUUUUCGCUUGUCGUAGCUCUACGGUGCAUGAAGAAGCAAUGCUUGCGAUUGGUGCACUGGCUUAUGCCACUGGACCAGAGUUUGGAAAGUAUAUGUCGGAGUUUUAUAAGUAUUUGGAGAUGGGUCUGCAGAAUUUCGAGGAAUACCAAGUUUGUGCCAUCUCAGUUGGUGUGGUGGGUGAUAUUUCUCGCGCUUUGGAUGAGAAUAUCUUACCAUACUGUGAUGGGAUCAUGACCCUCCUUUUAAAGGAUCUCUCGAGUGGUGAACUACACCGGUCUGUCAAGCCCCCCAUAUUCUCCUGCUUCGGGGAUAUUGCUCUGUCGAUUGGAGAACACUUCGAGAAGUAUCUUGUUUAUGCAAUGCCAAUGAUGAAGGGAGCUGCUGAGAUAUGUGCCAGAAUGGACAACAGUGACGAAGAGAUGGUGGAAUAUGGGAACCAGCUCAGGCGCAGCAUCCUUGAAGCUUACUCUGGAAUUCUUCAGGGAUUUAAGAAUACCAAACCUGACCUGAUGGUGCCCCACGCUGCCCAUCUGUUGCAGUUCCUAGAACUAGUUUGUAGAGACGGUCAAAGGGAUGAAAGUGUUACGAAAGCAGCAGUGGCGGUGUUAGGUGAUCUUGCAGAUGCACUCGGUUCAAAUGUGAAGAAUUUGUUAAAGGACCGUACUUUCUGCAAUGAGUUUUUGGUGGAAUGCCUUCAUUCAGAUGAUGAACAGCUCAAGGAGACUGCAACUUGGACCCAAGGGAUGAUUGGACGUGUUUUUGCUGUCAGCGGGUAAAAAUGAACUUUUUGUUAGUUGCCAUUUCUCUUGGUUCAUGAAACUAAGCAUGUUUUGUUUUGUUCGGUAAAUGGUCAAGAGAGUCGGGGUAGUAAGAAAGAAGAGGUCUGGGGUUCUUUCUCGUGUCUUGUAUGUCUUAGGUAUAAGUUUCUGAACUGAUGAAAUGUUUUAUUAUCUUCUUUGUUGGGGGUCAGAAAGGUUCUUGUUAGGAAAAGCCAUCGUAAGGGCCACACUACCUGUAGGUGGCCUGAUAUUCUUGUUAACUCUAUUUAGUUUUAUGCAUCCACUAAUCGGUGGUUUGUGUCGGUC